Messenger RNA from Vigna umbellata (rice bean), 679 nucleotides. Its product is annotated as EPIDERMAL PATTERNING FACTOR-like protein 9. NCBI's taxonomy places the organism in Eukaryota, Viridiplantae, Streptophyta, Magnoliopsida, Fabales, Fabaceae. Gene Ontology annotation, biological process: positive regulation of stomatal complex development. The record is from RefSeq and is a predicted model, not a curated record.
UGUACCUCUUGAUCAUGCUCCUCUGUCUCACUGCACAAUUUGCCAGUCUAUCUCUUAUGGUCAUUAAUUCACCACAAACACAGUUAUCUCUCUCCUUCCCCUCCAUCUUUAUCUUUUUUCCACAAACUCAUUCAUUUACCCCUUCAUAUAUAUUCACCAUCAUCACUCAUAUCCCCUUCAUUGUUAUUAUUACAACACCAAAAGGCCACAAUGGGAGACACCAAACUACCUGAAGUACUCUUGCUACUCUUCACCUUAAUUCUUGCAGCUAAAUUCACGCAAGGAAUUAAAACAGAAGAGUUGUUACCUCAAUCCUCUGAACCCCAAAGAGUGCCAAGUUUGGAGGAUGGCAAUGAGGCAUGGAAAAUGAGGAUUUCUGGGAGACUGAUGAUUGGAUCCACAGCACCAACUUGUACGUACAAUGAGUGUAGAGGUUGUAAGUAUAAAUGCAGAGCCGAGCAAGUUCCAGUAGAGGGAAAUGACCCAAUUAAUAGCCCAUACCACUACAGAUGUGUUUGUCAUAGAUGAUAUAUCAUGGUCAAUAAUGUUGAAUUAUAGCACACUGUAACUUGAGUUUUAGUAGACAUGAUGACUUUAUAUCCUCUAAGUUACUGCUAAGAAAAACUUCAAUUCCUCAUUACUUCCACAAUCCUUCUUUAAAUGCUAAGAGUUGUUGUGA